UCAAUUAAUGCCGUGGUCAUUGGCCAUAUAUAUAACGGCGCCGUUUUGUGUUAAUGAUUCUUUAUAUUGUAAUUUUCUUCAUUUGCGUCCGCUUCAGAAGAAAACAUUUAAAACAUUGUAAAUAUCAGUACGAAGAGCUGCGUUGAAUGCAGAAUAUUCCGAACACGAAUAUGAAUCCGUGUGUUUUGCCCACGCCCGUUCCCGACGAUGCCGGUGACAAACGCUGGCAUAGCAUACAUCGUCGGUUCAUUUCCGAUUGUCGUGAAAAAGAUCCUGAUGUGAUUUUCCUCGGAGAUUGCAUAUUUGAGACGUUACAAGAUAGCGAGACGUGGAAUCAGUAUUUUGCACCAUUGCACUGCCUAAAUUUCAGCAUACGGGACGAUUGUACAGAACAUGUUCUGUGGCGUAUCGAAAAUGGAGCGUUGGACAAUGUUAAUCCGAAAAUAGUUGUUCUGCACGUUGGCACCAACAAUGUUAACAACAGUGCCGCCGAAGUAGCGGAAGGUAUUCUCGCAAAUGUUGCAAAAAUAUGUGAGAAACUCAACGGCGCCUACGUUAUACUUCCUUCACUGCUCCCACGAGGUCAACAACCUAAUAAACUUCGCGAAAAAAAUGCCAAAAUUAACGAGUUGGUUAAAGAGAUGACUAAGGGCAUGGAUCGCGUACAGACAGUUGCCAUCGACAAGGGUUUGGUACAGUGUGACGGUACUAUCAGUCACCACGAUAUGUUUGACUACAAAAACCUUACGAAUACCGGCGCCAAAAAAAUUUUCGAGCCGCUUUACGAGUUGCUGUCGCAAAUCCUUAACGAAAACGAGCUGGAGCGCGAUCUAACUCCAUCCGAAUAAGGAGAGUGGGAAAAAUGGACUAAUGCACGAACUCAAAUCUCAGUCAAACUAUACGAUAUGCAACGGAUCACAAAUUUGGUUAUGUACCUAAAUCGUAUAGAGUAUUCAGCGUGGAGCUGACAAAACUAUCCCAAAAAAAAAAAUUAAAAACGUUUUCUUACCCGAUUAAAAAACAUUGCGAAAUUAAAUGUCACAUUUUUUGCACCUCCCAUGCAUACAUGCAAAGAAAAGGAACGCAAAAAUUGAAUUUUAAAAUUUAUUAUUUACAUUUAUAAAUUCAUACAAACAUUCCCAAAAAGGUUAUAGCAAUAGUAUUAUAACUGAAUCAAGUAAUUAUUUGUAAGAAAUGAAUACAGAAGUUACUUACGCGGUCAUAGCUCAGAUCGAAUAUAGACUGAGAUAGAAAAUACAAGAUUUUUAGAGCUGUCUUAUAGAUUAUAACUAUCGUAUCAUAUUAAUGUAUAAUAUUCAUAGCGUACUGCUAAAUAUUUUAUGACCAACUAGCCUGUUCAGUCCAACAUUUAUCAGCGGAAUAAAUAUUAACGGAUGUAAUCUCUGUAUA
Molecule: messenger RNA, 1410 nt
Organism: Drosophila miranda
Lineage: Eukaryota; Metazoa; Arthropoda; Insecta; Diptera; Drosophilidae
Gene: Paf-AHalpha
Product: platelet-activating factor acetylhydrolase IB subunit beta homolog
Exons: 3
Coding region: 147-848 (233 amino acids)
Source: RefSeq, a predicted model, not a curated record